CUGCGCGGCGCCGGGUUCCGAGUCCGCGGCCGACUGCGCAGCCUGCGAGCAGGUCUAAGGCCCGAACCUUCAAAGUUCGAGGAGGGAAAUGGAUGAGUCCACAGGGGAGCGGUCACGCCUUUCUCGCCCUAAGACCAGAGACGAAAUGAAACUGAAGGAGACAGUCUCCAUCCUCCCCCAGGAGGAAAGCCCCUCUGUGCGCUUCUCCAGAGAUGGAAAGCUGCUGGCCGUGACGCUGCUGCUGGCCCUGCUGUCCUGCUGCCUCACGGUGCUGUCCUUCUGCCGCGUGGCCGCCCUGCAAGCGGAGCUGGGAAGGCUCCGGGCGGAGCUGCGGGAGCUGCCCGGCGCCCCCCGGGCGGGAGCCGCAGCCCCCAGGGCCGCCCUGCGGGAGGCUGCGGCCGCCACCUCCGCGCUGCAGGGGAGCUUGGCGCUACCAGCUCCAGGAGAGAGCAACUCCAGCCAAAGCAGCAGGAGUAAGCGUGGCCUGCCGGAUGCAGAAGAAACAGUCACUCAAGACUGCUUGCAAUUGAUUGCAGACAGUGACACGCCUACCAUACGAAAAGGAGCUUACACAUUUGUUCCGUGGCUUCUCAGCUUUAAAAGAGGAAGAGCCCUAGAAGAAAGAGAGAAUAAAAUAUUGGUCAAAGAAACGGGUUACUUCUUUAUAUACGGUCAGGUUUUAUACACCGAUAACACCUUUGCCAUGGGACAUCUAAUACAGAGGAAAAAAGUCCAUGUCUUUGGGGACGAAUUGAGUCUGGUGACUUUGUUCCGAUGUAUUCAAAAUAUGCCUGAAACACUACCCAAUAAUUCCUGUUAUUCAGCUGGCAUCGCAAAGCUGGAGGAAGGGGAUGAACUCCAACUGGCAAUACCACGCGAAGAUGCUAAAAUAUCCCGGGAUGGAGACGGCACGUUUUUUGGUGCACUGAAACUUCUGUGACCUACUUACACACCUUGGCGUGGCUGUUUUCCUCCCUUUCUUUGUACCUCUAAAGAGAAAACACUUAACUGGAAAUACCAAAAAAAAAAAAAGGUAGUUACCAUAGCCUGGUUUGCUGAAACUAGACCAAAACAGGAAAUUUAAGACAACCACAGCCAAAGUGUGUCAUGUGAAUUACAAGAACUAGAGCCCGUUUAAGGAAAAAUAGAACUAGAAAGACUUUUCGCUAUAAUGCCAUGUUGAACACCUUAGUCAAUAGUUUCUUACCUUGGAAGAAGCACAAGAUUCAAAGGGGCAGUAAUCAUUUCUUCAAAAAUGGUAUCCCACUGUUUGCUAUGGAACAGCGCCCGUGCCUGUAGGACAUUAAGACAUUUGGGGGAAAUCUCAGGAUUUAUCCUCUAUUUUUAUGUUAAAUACCCUUUCUCCUUUUUCAGUUAAUAUUGAG
This is a messenger RNA of Balaenoptera musculus (blue whale), 1385 nucleotides long. It is a transcript of the gene TNFSF13B, whose product is annotated as TNF superfamily member 13b. Lineage: Eukaryota; Metazoa; Chordata; Mammalia; Artiodactyla; Balaenopteridae. The coding region runs from base 89 to 940 and encodes 283 amino acids. Gene Ontology annotation, molecular function: tumor necrosis factor receptor binding; receptor ligand activity. Gene Ontology annotation, biological process: immune response. Gene Ontology annotation, cellular component: membrane. The transcript has 7 exons. The record is from RefSeq and is a predicted model, not a curated record.